AUGAGAAAAGGCAAAAAUAUUAGGGCGUACCCCGUAAGCGACGCAAGUGCGAAUGAUGCGAUACAAGGUGCAAAUAAUACUAGGGCGUCCCCCCGAAGCGACGAAAAAUGUGACAAGAACAAACAUUCGCAUUUGACCAUCAAGAGGCUUAGACUUGCAACAUGGAACUUGGGGUCUCUCACAGGAAGGAGUCAAGAACUGAGCAAAAUUUUACAAAAAAGGCGCAUUAACAUCUGCUGCUUACAGGAAACGAAGUGGAAAGGCUCAAAAUCCAAAGAUAUAGGAAACGACUACCAGGUUAUAUAUCACGGCACAGACAACAAAAGAAACGGAGUGGCAAUAGUGCUCGACAACAACUUCAAAGCGCGAAUAAUAAACAUCACACGCAAGAGCGACCGCUUAAUUGCAAUCAAACUGGCUCUAGAUGACCAGCAGAUCACCAAUAUAAUCUCAGCUUACGCCCCACAAUCAGGGUGUACAGAUGUAGAAAAAUCUGAUUUCUGGGAUGACUUCGAUGAUUUGAUCCGUAGCAUACCUAUAAAUGAAUACAAGAUAAUUGGAGGGGAUCUGAAUAGACAUGUGGGAGUUAGCAACACUGCAUAUGAGAAGACUGUCCACGGAGGGUACGGAAUGGGUGAAGUGAACAAACAAGGAGAAACAAUUCUAGAUUUUGCGGCAAGACACUCGUUAAGCCUGAUUAAUACAAACUUCCAAAAGAAACUGGAACAUUUGAUCACCUACAAAUGCGCAGGAAAAGUCUCACAAAUAGACUUUAUAGUCUCAGACAUAACCGUUAAGCAUAAGUUUAGAGAUUGCAAAGUGAUUCCAGGCGAGGCCCUAACAUCUCAGCACCGUAUCCUCGUGGCUGUUUACGAUUUACCAAAGCACAAUAGUGGAUAG
Molecule: messenger RNA, 900 nt
Organism: Leguminivora glycinivorella
Lineage: Eukaryota; Metazoa; Arthropoda; Insecta; Lepidoptera; Tortricidae
Product: craniofacial development protein 2-like
Exons: 1
Coding region: 1-900 (299 amino acids)
Biological process (GO): chromatin remodeling
Cellular component (GO): nucleus
Molecular function (GO): catalytic activity
Source: RefSeq, a predicted model, not a curated record